Messenger RNA from Acanthoscelides obtectus, 2924 nucleotides. The record is from the annotation of a GenBank genome assembly. Lineage: Eukaryota; Metazoa; Arthropoda; Insecta; Coleoptera; Chrysomelidae.
GGAUUACAAAAAAGGACUGUAAAACGUGCAUAGAACUGUGAAAAUUUCCUUGGAUAACGUACGUUCUGUGUGUCCUAUGUAGUUCUCUAACGGAUGGUUUCUUUGCUAUUCUAUACAUUCAAAUUCAAAUAGGUUAUGUAGUGUUGAUGGUUGAUGUACAAGUGAUGAUUUUAAAUUAAUUUUCAAUUAAUAUUUUUCCAAAGGCAAGGCAUUGAACAUGUCCUCUCAAAAUAAAGAAACAAAGGAUGCAUCUCUCAAGGAACAUAAUGUCGAACUUUCAUCAAUUUUAAUUUCAAUACCAGAGGAAAAGCAGAUCAACAAGCUAUUGGGACAGCUUGAGUUGCUUGCAGACUAUCUACCAACUUUUGAUAUUUCAGUAAUUGAUGAGGAACUAUUACAGAUUGUCUUACCACAACUAAAAACUUCUUUAAUGAAAAUCUACAAUGAUAAUGUUUUACUGUCUGAUACAGCUGACGAUGAUUUUAUUUUGAGCAUGAUCAGAGAAAAUUUGAAGAUCUCACAUGGGUUCAUGAGCAUUUUAAAAUUGAUUCUUGAAUUUCUCUUGACUACAAAAGAAAUUUCUAUAAUGCAAAUCAGCAGUGUACCAAUACAUAGUGCUCAAAUAUUACUUGCAACAUUUAACCAUUGUAGACAAAGCACAGAACUCUAUAAACAAACAUACAAUAUAGAACUAUUGGAAUUAUUUCACCUUGCCCAAGAAAUUCAUUUACUAUUCCUAAACCUCAUGGAGGCAUGUAGUAUAGUUUCCGAUUUAUUAGAAAAUAAUCAAGAAUUGGACAUACUGACAGAAGUGCUGGAUAUAUUGUGUGAAAUGAGUCUGGCUUUGUGUGACCUGAAUCUCAAAUCUAUGUCCAAUAAUUGGAAGGGCUAUUUGGCAAUAGUGGUGAAAUUUAUUGAAUGCUUGAAACCUGUUUUUUGCCUAGAAACGCCUAUGAAAUCUCUUACACACCAAAUAAUACAUAAUCUUGCUUCUCUAGAUAUGUCUGAAUCAACAGAUGAAAAACCUACAUCUAAGAUUGUGACUGUUACAGGAUUUUUGAUUAAAGUGGUCUUGAAAGUCUUAGAUUUAUUUUGGGAUAUUGGCAGGACUUGUGAUCAAGUUCUUCAAUUUUGUUUUAUUGUUUUGAGUUACCAACCAGGUUUAUUUGAAACAUUUGGUUAUUCAUCUGAUGUAAUAAAUUUAAUAAAAUCUAAUGUUACUGUUGUAAUUGAUCAACUGACCUCCAAAAUCUACUGUGAAUUAGAUGGUGAUAAUAUUUUAAAGUGUUGCAGAAAUUGUGGUGAUGCGCCUUUAGGUGUUAUAAUAUUUUUGAACAACUACUUGAAUUUUAUUUUGGAAAACUUUGAUCAAACUAUGGAAAUGGAAAAAGAUGUUAUAUUGAAUGAAAUCAUCACAUUGUUAUUCCACUACGUCAGUGUGUGUACUUAUGAAUUACAUUUCAAAAGUGAGCAUGAAGGUGUCUAUGAUAAGCUAGUCAUAAAUGUAUCCAGAAGUCUGCUUGUUGUGAACAACUUGUAUUUGAACACAGAAGAAGUUCUUCUGAGAAAUGUUCUACAAGAGAACAUAUUUUGUUCAUUAUUAGCAGUUGAAGUGUGGGAUAUAGUGUUAAUUAACACAAGUGCUCAGUUUCAACUGGAGAUAAUCGAAAAACUAGUAAAAAUCUAUAAACAACUAAAUUUUGGAAUGAAUACUUAUAGACCUGAGGCUUUGCUUUUAAAAUUUUUAUUGAGAAGAUUAUUCCGUAAUUUACCAUAUCCUAUGAAAGUGUUGUUUACUCAAACACAUUCAUUUCAAGAAAGGACAAAGGUGUGGAAAGUGAUUGGCCUUGGAAGCUUUCCCGAGCAGCAAAGUCAUUUUGUUAGUAAUCUGUGUUUUGAAAUGAACAAAAAAAUCCAAGCUAUAGAUAAAGAUCAUUUUAGGCUUGGAGAUCUAAUAUACGUGGGUGAACAUUUGGAGAUCCUUUCCACCGCUAAUUUUAACAUACUGCCAUUAGAGCAAACCAGAAGUUUGGUUUCGACAAUCGGAGCUUUGUGGAGCCUGGAAUUCAACGAUUUUUCGAACAAUAUGUGGAAAUAUUUUAUCGUAAAAUUGCUCAGAAUAACGGCAACACUUAUCACAGAAUUCAGCGUGAACAAGUUAUUCUUGAUUCUUAAGGAACUCAAGACAUUAGCUGCCCAAGAUGACCUAAAAAUCGCAGUUUGUAACGUAUUAAAAGCAUUUGCCGAAAAAAAUUCUAACGAGCUAGGUCAGGACAUGUACAAAGUAUUCACCCUUAUUUCUCACGUUAUAUAUCCACAUUUAUUGAACGAUAUCAAUAACGUUGUGAAGCAGUAUGUAUUAGAAGUUAUCGAUCUGUAUUACCAAAAAAAUAAGCACGACAUUAUAGAGGAACUAAUGAAAAGUUCGAAGGCGAACCAAGAGGAACUGUCAGAUUACCUUGAAAGAAAAGUGCGAAAUGCUUCUUUUGAUAAAACGUAUUUCAUAACGCUGAGUAAACAAAUGUAUAGGCAUGAAUGUGUCAGUUGGAGAGAGGUGAUGGUUAAUCAACCCAUGAAGAAAUUCAGAGCUGAGUUUCCUGAAAUUGAGCCUAAUGUUGAAAAGGUUAAAGUAGUGAGGUCAAUAAAAGAACGGCCUGAAAGGAAAGUACAAGAAAGCAAUGUUCAAGAAGAAAUACUUUUUGAUGAUAUUGGCGAUGCUAUAGCAACACUGAGGAGCGACGUGAAAGCUUUAAGGAAACUUUUAAAUAAAGAAAAAAUGACUGCUAAGAAUGUUUCUGCUUUGAAGUUACUGACCAAUGAAUUGUUGUCGUUUCUGUAGAGUAUUUCAUAAGAUUAAAUUAUUUGGUAACUAUAACUGGUUGUUUACGUUGUUUUAUAAUUUUUGAUAAUAAAUCAUUUUUUGG